CGAGAGGUGUGUGUGUGUUGGUGUGUGUGUGUCUGAGAGAGAGAGUGACCGUGUGCAUAUGUACACCGGGGGACGCUGCGUCGACGCGAUGCGCUGCACUUUGGCGGAGUGACAGCGGGACGCGGCGGCCGAGCGCGCGACAUGAGCCGUGGACGGCGAUCCCCGGGGGGUCUCCGGCGCGCGCUACACUGUAGCAAACAGGGCAACGCCGGCGGUGUGGCAAACGCGGUAACCGCGUCGCGAACAGAGUAAUACAGCGGCAGCGCGACACAGACUGAGCGGCCGAGUCGUCGGCGGUGUGAGAAACGGGGUUUCGGGGCGGCGCGAGGAAGGAUGUGGCUCGAGCCCGAGGAGGUCCUGUUGAAGACGGCGCUCAAGCUGUGGGUCACCGAGCGCUCGAACCGCUUCUUCCUGCUGCAGCGGCGGAGGGGCCACGGCCACUCGGGGGGCACGUUCACAGGACUACUGGUGGGGGCCCUGGACACGAUGCUGGACUCGAACGCCCGAGUUGCCCCGUACCGCAUCCUCCUGCAGACGCCGGGGUCACAGGUCAGCUGGGUCAUCGCCAGCGGAGCUGCGGCGGAGGAGAUCAACAGGCACUGGGACUGGCUGGUCCAGAACCUGCUGCAGUUGCUCUCGGUGUUUGAAAACGAGGAGGACGUCGCGAGUUUCGUCAAAGGCAAAGUGAAGGGCCUGAUCGCCGAGGAACUCGGGGGCAAGCGGACCGUGCAGGAGGACGACCCGGAGAAGUUUCGCGAGGCCCUGCUGAAGUUCGAGCUGCGCUUCGGCCUGCCUCCCUCCGAAAAGCUGGUGGCCCACUACUCGUGCUGCUGCUGGAAGGGCCGCGUGCCCCGGCAAGGCUGGCUCUACCUCAGCACCAACCACAUGGCCUUCUACUCCUUCCUGCUGGGAAAGGAAGUGAAGAUGGUGAUCCCUUGGGUGGAGGUUACCAGGCUGGAGCGGGUCUCCACCACCCCCCUGAGAGACACAAUCCGCGUGACGACACGCCGCCGGCAGCGUGACUUCUCCAUGUUUCUGAGCUUGGAGGAGGUCUUCAGCACCAUGGUGCAGCUGGCCAACAUUGCGCUGCGCAGGUUGCUGGACAAUGAUGGCUUCGAGCUGGACCAGGUCCUCCAGCAGCCCGGGGACAUCACCAAGAGGGUUCUGGAGCAGCAGGCCCUCAAGGAGUACGUCCUGGCCCAGUUCUGGCUGCCCCGCCAGGAAUCCCUGCAAGAUGUGGCCACCUGUUUGCUAUGGACUCCCCACGCUCGCUGCCACACGCCCGGAACCCUCUACACCACCGACAGCUACCUGUGCUUCGCCAGCAAGGAAGAAGGCCUCUGCACCCUGCUCGUCCCCCUGGCCGAGGUGGUUUCCGUGGAGAAGCCGGAGAACACGAGCUCGCUGCCCGACCCCGUGAUCAUCAGCGUACGUGGCAAGCGGGCCUUCCAGCUCAUCGAGCUGCGGGAGCGUGACACGGUGGUGGAGAGCCUGGCGAAGCGAGUCCGCGUCCUCAGGGUCCAGGAUAGGAAGUCCCUGGUCGUCAACGUGCCAAGUCACAGCUGCCCCAACCCCUUGGAGUCCAAGGGAAAGGAGACGGAUGCCAGUGAACAAUCGGCACACGUGGUCAACGCCGAAGCCCUGAUGUCGGUCUUCCACAGCUCGUCACCGGGCGCCCACAGGAGUCCUUUCCCCAAGGAGGAGGCGAAAGUGCGCUCGUGGGAGGACCACUUCUCAGAGUACGGGCGCGGCGUCCACAUGUUCCGCACCGAGAAGGCCUGGAAGCUGGUUGCCAUGGGGAUCCCGGAGACCUUGCGGGGAGAGUUGUGGUUGACAUUCUCUGGAGCUGCGGUGGAAAUGGCGGCCCACCGGGACCACUACGGCAGCCUGCUGCGCAACUCGAUGGGCGUGAGCAGCCUGGCCACAGAGGAGAUCGAGCGGGACCUCCACCGUUCGCUGCCCGACCACCCAGCCUUCCAGAACGAGGCCGCCAUCGCCGCCCUGCGCCGCGUCCUCACCGCCUACGCCCACCAUAACCCCGAGAUCGGCUACUGCCAGUCCAUGAACAUCUUGGCGUCGGUGAUGCUGCUCUACACCAGAGAGGAGGAGGCCUUCUGGCUGCUCGUGGCCGUGUGCGAGAGGAUGCUGCCCGACUACUUCAACCGCAGGGUCAUCGGCGCCCAGGUCGACCAGUCCGUGUUCGAGGAGCUGAUUCGGGAGCGGCUGAGCGAGCUGGCGGAGCGCGUCCCGGACCUGUGUCCCCUGUCCUCCGUGUCGCUCUCCUGGUUCUUAACGCUCUUCGUCAGCGCCAUGCCCUUCAGCAGCGCCGUGCGCGUCGUCGACUGCUUCUUCCUGCACGGCGUCACGGCCGUCCUGCGCCUGGGCCUGGCGGUGCUGGACGCCAACGCCGACGCGCUCGCCGGCAGCACGGACGACGGCCAGGCCCUCAUGGUGCUCAACAGCUUCCUGGAGGGGGUGCGGAGCGAUGAGGACCCCUCCCCCUCCCCCACGGAGGGCCGGUCGGCAGACGGCACGCAAAUUGGGGAUGUGAUCAGGGACUCGUACGAGAAAUUCAGAGACCUGACUGUGCGCCAGGUGGAGCAGCUCAGGUGGAGACACAGGAUCCAGGUGCUGCAGGUGCAUGAGGACACGGCCAAGGAGAAUGCGCUGAGGGUGGUGACCCCGGACGUGUCCAUCUCGCCGGAGGACCUGGGGGACCUGUACGACCUCUUCAAGACGGAACACUUCAUCCGCCUGUACUGGGGCGUCGAGGGGUCCUACCGGCCGCAGCGGCACCACGACCCGAGCUGGCCGUACGCGGAGCAGUACCGCCUCGACCGGUCCCAGUUCCUCAGCCUCUACGGGCUCCUGGCGCCCUGGCUCUGUGGACCGCACACGGACACCGUGGCCCGGCGCACCUUCGCCCUGCUGGACCAGGACCAGGACCUCCUCGUUGGCUUCCGGGAGUUUGCCGUCUGGCUGGACAAGCUGUACGCUGAGGACCUGAAUGAGAAGAUCAGGCUCCUGUAUCGGCUGCACAUUCCGCCUGCCCUCAGCGAAAACGAGGACAGCACCUCCUCGCUGAAGAGUCCUCUGCUGUCCACCACGAGGCCCCUGUGUGUGGAGCUGCCCAACGGCGAGACGGAAAGCUACCAGGAGCGUCUCAAGCAGAUGCUGAGGGACCUGGCCGAGGAGAAGGAAAAUGAGAAGAAGGGGAAGGAGGAGCUGUUGCCACCGAUGAAACAGUGGGAGUUUAUCCAGUUCUGCAAGACCCUUUACAGCAUGCUGGAGGGUGACAGCAAUGAGAACGAGCUCUCGCAGGCCAUCGCCACGGUCACCAGCCUGGUGCUGCGCAUCGGUGAGGUGGAUCACAGGAGCCGCUGCACGGAGGACGACAGCGGGGCCAAGGGGCCCGAGCCAGACAGCGAGUGGACCGUCAGCUUCGCUCAGAUCAUGGCAUCGCUCCUCACAGAACAGGCCCUCGUCACCUUCUUCGAGACGCCGAUGGACCUGCGGGCCAAGAUCGCCAGUGCCAGGGUGAAGCAGUACCACGAGCGGGUCAGCUCCCCGGUACCUCAGCAGGGCGUCGGUUCUGACUGAGUCCCCUCUGGCACAGAAUCCACAGGGCGUUCCUUCUGCCCCACUCCCAGUGAGACCAUGUUUACAUUCCAAGACCAGAAACGUGCCACAAGACACACCUUUACAGACGUCUCGUUUAAGAACCAAAUUUUUCGUUCCUGCCAGCUGUUAAACCAAAACAAACCUAAACUGAACUGUUUCUGCAGGGAUCAAGUGCCAGGCUUGCUGAUACUGUCUCUUUAAAAGGAGGAGAGUUCAGGAAGCCCCACCCCUUAAAGGAGCAGUACACUGUCUGUACUGCAUGUGUGCUGCUUCAGCUUUUUCGGAGGAAACAGAGCAAGACUGCAGCAAGAGGAAUGGUCUUAGAUUCUGUUUUUAGUAUUAAAUCCUGGUUUUAUGGAAGCUGUAAAGCUUUGAACUCCGUCCUUCCCCGGGAGACAGGAUGUUGCAGGUUCAAGUCCCAAGGUUGCAGGAAUGACCUGAAUAUGAACCCUGGGUUUAUGCCUUAUGUGCCUCUUCUAACUCUUGUAAAACAUGUAAGAAUAAUCUUACAAGCUUGAAGUCUGUCCUUUUCAAAUAAGUCAGUAGAGCUUCCAGACAUUGAUUUAUAAAGCAGUUUUAUCAGUUUUUAUAAAGUCACAGUCUUAACCAAAUGUUUGAUUUUUGUUACACAAUAAAAUGUGAAACUGAAACCUCAUUCCUUUGUGUGGUGUGCAUACCAUGAUGAGGUAUACAUAUCUUAUGCUGACAACUCAGAUUUUAACAAAAAAUUCCAACAGACCAUAUGGAAUUCUGUGCAUGUGUGUAUUUUCAUUUUGUCUUCUGUUGUGAGGCAGAACAGUUUUUGAUACAUUCUCCAGGAACCUCGAGUUCACUUAACACACUCAACCUGUCAAGGCCCAUGCCAUCUGGAGAGGCUAUAUCUACAUUUCUUUGACAUGUUAGACUACUUACACUGUGUUAACCAUCUGUUCACCUGGGUAACUUUUACUGUUGGAAUUUAGGGACAGUGCCGUGAAUCAGAGGUCCUACAGCAGUAUAGUGGACGAAAUACAGGAUAUGGCAGCACAAAACCACCUAAAGUUAAAGAGCUCAAUGUGACACAGCACCUCUGCGCGUCAAGAACCCUUAUGGGAAGAAGCAGAUAUGUAGCAAACCAAAAACAUUUGGGAUUAUUUCCUGAUCAAGUGGUAUAAGCACUUUGUCCUUCUGCUCAACACUGAAUGUUGCUAAUGAGACUGAAAAGCCAAAAGCAAGACUCUCCGCAUUACACAUUAGGUCAGAAUGUGGUAAGACAGCACUGGGCGGCUUCGCUUCAGAAGUGUAACCAGCACAGCACGAGAUAAAUUACCCAAAACAAGUGAGAGAACAUGAACACGUUAAUAGAACACCCAGAGUCAUGCUGGGAAAGUGAAAUAUUUCAGACAAGAAAGGGGGAAAAAAAAAAAAAAAAAUUUGUAAAGUGCACAGCUGCCACUUUUAUCUCAAAUGGUAAAAUUUAGUGAAAUUGUUGUGAAGGUCGAGACGCAAAGGAAAAUACAUUCAACACUUGAGACUGCACAAGUCUUUUCUAGUAUCUCUGCCAGCAUAU
Scleropages formosus (Asian bonytongue) is the source of this 5170-nucleotide messenger RNA. RefSeq names its product TBC1 domain family member 8 (gene tbc1d8). Lineage: Eukaryota; Metazoa; Chordata; Actinopteri; Osteoglossiformes; Osteoglossidae. The coding region runs from base 334 to 3600 and encodes 1088 amino acids. Gene Ontology annotation, molecular function: calcium ion binding. The record is from RefSeq and is a predicted model, not a curated record. The transcript has 20 exons.